Neolamprologus brichardi is the source of this 2393-nucleotide messenger RNA. It is a transcript of the gene nub1, whose product is annotated as negative regulator of ubiquitin-like proteins 1. Gene Ontology annotation, molecular function: protein binding. NCBI's taxonomy places the organism in Eukaryota, Metazoa, Chordata, Actinopteri, Cichliformes, Cichlidae. The record is from RefSeq and is a predicted model, not a curated record. Gene Ontology annotation, biological process: regulation of ubiquitin-dependent protein catabolic process.
UGCGCAGAGUGAGCGCUCGUCUCCUUCCCAGAAAAGCCUGAUUCACGUAAACAACAGCAGAGAGCUGCCGCCGCGGAGCUGUACCGGAGCUUUACCGGAGUUUUUACCGGCUCUCAGACCGAGCAGCUGGUCGCCGUCGGGUCCUGUGACAGUGAGCUACCUGUCAGAGCAGCUGUGCUCACCUGGAGCUGUUAGCUGCUGAUGUCAGCCCGGUGGCGUCAUUUCUCUGAUUAAGUGUCGUGUUUGAGGCUGUUGUGUCGUAAAUCCGCCGGGAGCAGAGUUUGGAGCAGCUGAAGACACACCACAGAGACGAUGACGGAGCAGAACUUGGAGGCCAAGCUGAAGAACCUCCUGAAGCAGGAGAAGAUCCAGCUGUGGAACCCGCCGUACACCGAGCAGGACCAGCAGCCGGGCCAGCAGCACAUGCAGGUGCUGGCGGAGCGCUACGCCCCCCUGCUGCGCCUGCCCGUGUCGGAGGUAGGGGGCGCUCUGGAGUCGAUCCGAGCUCAGGCGGUGAAGCGAGGCAAAGGAAACCAAACGUUCAGGGAGACGAGCGUGGCGACGCUGGAGCUGCUGCUGCCGCGAAACGCUAAGAAGGAUCCAAAGGUCAGGACGUACCUGGAGACGAGGCUGGACGUGUCGGCGCAGCAGGUGGUGGACAGGGUCGCUGAGGAGCACGGCCUCAGGAGCAUCAAGCUGAUCCUGAGUGGGAGGACUCUGUCUGCAGAGCGGCGUCUGGACGAGCAGGGCGUGAAGAACCACAGCAAGGUGAUGGUGCUGAGGGUGAGCGACGGCGAGCUGAAGCAGCAGCUGACGGAGGAGGAGGAGGAGAGGAGGAGCCAGGAGGAGAGCGUCCAGAGGACCCAGAAAGGCUUCCAGAUCCUGUCAGAGAGAGACGGCAGCGAGGACCCAGACACCACACCGUUCCUGGAGAUCGCCGACCAGAAAGGAAACCCUCUGAAGAUUCCCCCCACGGAGAAGAAGGCUCUGAUCCUGGCCAUGGGCUUCCAUGAGAAAGGUCGGGCUCUGAUGAAGAGGAAGCAGCACGAUAACGCUCUGUGUCACCUGCUGCAGGCCGACCAGCAGUUCAGUAAGUGCGGCUCGGCGCUGCUCAGCUCCGUGGAUAACUACGCCGUGCUGCAGCUGGACAUCGUGUGGUGUUACCGCGCCCUGGAGGCGCUGUCCUGCCUGGAGGAUGGGCGGAGCCGCCUGCAGAGAGCCGAGGACUGUUUCCUGCGUUGCUACGGAGAACAGCAGGAGAGACUGCUGAUGAUCAAGGGUAACACGGGCAGAGAGGAGGUGCUGUUCCUGCGUCUGUACCUCCUGCAGAGCCUCCUCUCCUACAUCGAAGGAAGCGACUCUGAGGCGCGGCUGCAGCUCUCCAGGGUGGAGUCUCUGUACGCGCGCCUGCGUCCCGACUCGGAGAAGAUGGCUCAGCUGAUGGCGCUGGGCUUCAGCGAGAGAGAAGCUCGGCUCGGCCUCAGAGCCUCCCGGGGCGACCUGCAGGAGGCCCCCAUCCACAUCAGCACCCGCCGACAGGAGCGGGAGGAGCUGAAGCAGAGGGAGAGGCAGAAGAGGAGAACGAGGAUGGAGGCCAUCUCCGCCCUGAUGGAGCUGGGGUUCUCCCAGAGAGACGCCGCCCGCGCCCUGCACCACGCCGACGGGAACGUAGACAGAGCUUACACUAUCCUGCUGGACUCGAGCCAGGACGCCCAGGCGACCAAUAACAACACAGAGGGCGGAGCCAGCCCAGAGAAGGUGGAGCAGCUGUUGUAUUUGGGAUUCGAGCGGGAUUCGGCUGAAGCGGCGCUCAGACUGACAGGUGGAGACGUCCAAUCAGCGACACAGCUGCUGUUGGACAACCAGGGCGUCCUCUCCCCGGAGCUGCUGACCCCGCCCUCCACAUCCUCCACAUCCUCCACACCAUCCUCAGAGGAGCCCAGCUCCGCCUCCAGCUCCCCGGAGGACAGCGAGCUGGUGAGCGAGGUGCUCGAGGACAUCGCCCCCCACGAGGAGGACUACCUGGACCUCACACUGGAGGAGGAGAGCGAGCUCAUCUCUGCCAUGAAGGCGUACCUGCACCGUGAGCCCGCCCACACCUAGUGACACGCUCGGGCCGGGUCGAGUGUUGUCACUGUGUACAACAAACACACACAGAUCGUCCUGCAGAGUUCAGAGCGGCGUGCCAAUGUGGAGACAGUGACGAUCAUCUGUUCAGCAAUAAUUCAGAGUCCUGCUGCUCAAGGACGCACAAGUGUAUCAGUUUAAUCAGUGACAUCAUCAAUGACAUCAUUGUUGGUGAUGUUGGAUCAAAGCAGAGUCUCAGUUUGUGUCUGAGCAGUUUCCUGUUGAUUCUUUGGUUGUGAUGGAUCCAAUAAAGACGACACAAAGUG